CAACUGGUAAUGUUGCGUAUAUCUAGUGCAACCUUCGUGCGACUUGCGAGACUGAGUGACCAUUUUGCGCAACUAUUGCUGGCGGAGAUGGCGCCGUGGACGCUCCAGAGGCUGGAGCGCGCCGUGGAGAACUUCUCGGACCAGUUACAGUGCGCCAUCUGCCUCUGCGCCUACGAUAACCCCGUCUCUCUGCCUUGCAACCACUGCUUCUGCGAGGAAUGCAUCCAUCGCGCGCUAGAGCUCAAGGCGCAGUGUCCUAUUUGCAAGACUCCGGCUAAGAAGCGGCGGCUACGAUACGAUACGACGGUCCAAGAGCUGCUACGUGCCACCGAAAUGCUUUGUGCUGCUCCAGAUCCAAAUGCAGCCGCUGCAGCACCCAAGACGCCGUCGAAGACCGAGAAACGGGUGAAAAAGGAGCUGACGCAGGUUAAAGUCGCUACACCAGUUACUAAAGUUGCAGCGGGUAAAACUACUAAGGUUGCUGCUAAGACUGCGACGCCGGAGAAAAAGAUGACGCCGCGACGUGGUACUAAACGCAACUCGCAAAAGAGUCCGCCGUCUACGCCGACGUUAAUGGACAAGUGGGUGACAGGAGGAAGUGUGCAGUUGAAAAAUGGAUUCAAGAUUAAAAAGGAGAAGCCGUCGACACCAGUUCUGACGCCAGUGAGACGGCGAGCUCAGACCCAGGAGAUAAACUCACAAGUAGCAGUGACGCAGAUGUCUCCACCACUUUUCGAGAUUUCGAGUGGUGGCAAUGCAGAGACGACCGAUGCAGUGGACGAGAAUAAAUUGAUGCCAUGGAGGCGGCGGCCCAAUGCAGAUGUACUUGUUUUGGAUAAUGACGCUACAGAUACAGCGAUGGAUGAAACUCAACUGGACGCAGCAGAAUGCAACAGUCUAGCAAUAUCUCCACGACGGCGGCGGAAUACUACGGAUGUAGUUACAGUGGAUACAGCGUUUUCACCAUGGCGGCGGCGGCGGCGGCGGCAGUCGGAUGAAAAUAAUGAUGCUGUGGAUGCCGUAGUGGCUGAAACUCAAUUGGAGACAGUAGAGAUGGAGCAACAGGAGACACCAACACGGCGGCGGCGGUCAGAUUCAAACGGAGUCGCUAUGGAUGAAACCGUGGAUGAGACGCAACUGGAAGCAGUAGAACCAAAGUAUCAGAAACCAACGCCGCGUAAAAGGCGGCGGUCUCCUGCGAACGGAGUCGCUACAGAUGAUAACGCGAAUGGCACGGUUGAUACAAAACAACAACCAGUGCCUAAUGGGAAGAUACCAGUCCGUAAUGGAUCAGCCGAGUCGCCUUCACUGAUCGUUGACAGCCAAGCACAGCCUCUGCCUGAAGUCGAAGUCUUCCAAGUCGGAGAUCUGGUGGACGUUAUUGAGCGUCAGUGGGUUGGCAUCAAUAAACGAGGUGGCGCGGGACGUAUCACAAAGGUCCAUGGAGAUGGGUUUUACGCUGUUAAGUUUGUGAUCGGGUCUGGAUCGGAUAGCCGCGUACCAGGCACGUUUAUCCGGAGACCUACAGAGGAUUUAGUUUCAGACUCGACGCCCAGUCGGGCUGUAAGGAAGCGCCAGCGUCGACGGCCCUCUGACACCAUGGUCUCGCCUGAUCUAUUGACUAUCAAGACUAAAUCGUCACCUCACUCCACGACAAAAAAGACCAAAACGAAGUCGAUAGCGAUUGGGAAGCACUCGGGGAUGGUGUUUUUGUGCUCGGGAUUCAAGGAGGACCGAAUGCAGCAGAUCGAUGAAUGGGCUGAACUACUUGGAGCCGAAGUUGUCCAUUAUUGGUCCAAUGACGUAACGCAUUUGAUUGUAAAGUGCGUGAGCGGAGAUGAAAUCGAGAAAGAAGGGCCGUCAAUGGACGAUUCCAACUCGGAAUCCUCGCCGCAGGCACCCAAACAUGGCAAGCGUCAACUGUUUGGCGAUCGAAAGUCCGGUCGCUGGGUGAAGAUCCGGUCGCUGAAAUAUCUCAAGGCUCUAGUAGGAGGACGCUGGAUUGUGAGCGACGAGUGGCUUCAAGGUGAGGAUAUGCUGUCUUCAAUCGCUGCGUACUUGAUGUUGACUGUUGCUCUGAUUCCAUGUUGAUUUUUAGCGUGUGCAGACCACGGCGGCUAUGUGAGUGAAGUAAAUUAUGAAGCCGACGGUCACUGGAAGGGAAGAAGGAUCCACGACGCUGUGAAGCGGUCGCGAUUAACUCGAGAAAAGCUUCUUCAGCUGUCGUCAUUGGGUGUUGACCGCUCAAACGUUGGCACAAUGCUGUUUGCUGACUUCUGUUUCCAUGUGAUUGGUGAAUUCCUACCCCCAAUGCCACCAGUAACGGAGUUGAAUACCUUGAUAUGUAUGGGAGGCGGAAAGUUGAUCGCAUUUUUGGAUGAAAUUCGCGAAGAGAUGCACAAGCGCGAGAAUCGCUCCCGGAAGCUCAUCAUCGUGUCCGACAAGCUCAAUCCAACUGCAUUGCGUCAGCAGACAAAACAGCUCAAAGCGAAGCCGCAGUUGAGCGCAGUAUCGUCGGCAGUCAUUGUGAAUUACCUGUGGGUGAUCAACAGCAUCAGUGAGGCAAAGUUGCGCGAACUUCCUUAAAUUGUGGCGAUAUUUAACACCAAAUUAGAGGCGUGAACUGCAAAAGCAGGUUCAUUUCAAGUUUUUUGGGGUUUACGGAAGCACUGGCAACAUAAAAAACUGUGAAUCAAACUGCACAAAAUCACCACCAACACUGGAUAACGUACCACAAUCAAGGGUUUAUCCUUUAAUACGACGCCAUGCACACGGAGUAAGGCACUUGACGCGAGAUCAACCGUGGGGUACGUCACGAAGGCUUGGCACUUCAUUCGGCCCUCAGUGAAGUGGCGGAUAUUCAGCGCUCUACAAAAUUUCAGCCAGAAGUUAACGUUAUUGUGAUCAUGAUAUGAUCACACAGGGAAGGGUGACACUCACCCGAGUCCGGAUUCUGGUGGCAGGAUAGCACCGAAGACAGCGAAGAGGUCUGCCAGGUCCACUGUUUUGGCGAGGUUCUUCACGUAAAGUGAGUUUGAAGGCUCGCCGACCUGAUAUUUCUUCAUGACCUUCUCUGAAGCAAUUUGUGCUUUGUCUAAGCGCUUGCUUGCCAACUCUUCCAAUGUCCAACGUUGUACGGUAGGGACUAUCGAGUCUCCUGAAGUGUUGUGAAAACUCUACGUAAUAUGAAGCAUAUUUUCGUGAGAAUCAAAUAAUCUGCAGGAAUGAUUCGUCAACUAUAGUGCGUACCACAAUCAGCGUCUUUCCUUCUAGUUGAACGCCAUGUAGAUCAUUAACCGCUGCUGUUGCCACC
Molecule: messenger RNA, 3313 nt
Organism: Phytophthora nicotianae INRA-310
Lineage: Eukaryota; Oomycota; Peronosporomycetes; Peronosporales; Peronosporaceae
Exons: 2
Coding region: 10-2091 (693 amino acids)
Biological process (GO): double-strand break repair via homologous recombination; positive regulation of transcription by RNA polymerase II; negative regulation of fatty acid biosynthetic process
Cellular component (GO): BRCA1-A complex; BRCA1-BARD1 complex; plasma membrane
Molecular function (GO): ubiquitin-protein transferase activity
Source: RefSeq, a predicted model, not a curated record